Molecule: messenger RNA, 1024 nt
Organism: Saccoglossus kowalevskii
Lineage: Eukaryota; Metazoa; Hemichordata; Enteropneusta; Harrimaniidae
Product: thyroxine 5'-deiodinase-like
Source: RefSeq, a predicted model, not a curated record
GUUCAGUCUGAUUAUGGGAUUCCACUGACUUGAGAUUUUGUUUUCACGAUCAUCUCCCCUUCCUUAAUAAUAUUUUUGGUCAGACGAGACCUGAGUUAGAACACUAAUUGGCAGUUAAAGUGAGGACAGUCAAGUCAAAGCAUCAGGUAAUGCCAUGGGGUCACUGCAUCAACAAGUUGUAUUAGAUGACCGCGACCUUGUUUUAAAAAUAGUGGUCAAGAUGAAAGAAUAUCUGGCCGACGAUACCCUAGAUAUCAGUGACAAAUUCAUAAAACAAGAUGAAAGUAUUGUAACACAAGUUCUGGGAGCGUGGGAAAAGGCAUUUCUCUACUAUAACGUCAAGUUUAAUAAAUCAGCGGAUCCAAUAAUGCGAACAAUAAUGCGUAAAUACCACGCCGAUCAAGAGAUCAUGGACCAAAUUGCUGUCAAUGGAUGGACAUACUCUGAUGUUACACUGGACGUUGGCGAUGAGGCCCCAGAUGUUCAAGUGCAUUCGCUGGAUGAUGAGCAAAAGUAUAGUCUCGUUUCAAGAUGUCACAUACACAAAACAAAACCGCUGGUAAUAUUUUCCUCAUCGUGGAGCUGACCCUUCAUGUCGUUUUUUGUUAACCAGGGUAGGCUCGCAUCCCUUUAUAAUGUUUAUAAGGAGAAGGCAGAGUUUCUGAUCGUCUACCAGCUAGAGGCUCAUCCAUCAGAUGGAAUAACCUUGGGUGAAAGUAUGAUACCUCAGCACAAAACCAUUCAGGAGAAGAUAGAUGCUGCAAAGCUCUUGGUGGAUGCUGUCAAUACAGAGACCGAAGACGUCGCUACAAUAGACAUUGAUGAUGCUGAUAAGAUCCGCGUCGUUAGCGAUGAUAUGGAACAUACAUUUGCCAGUAUCUAUGACUGUUACCUAGAAGAUGUUUUUAUUAUAAAAGACGGAAAAAUAUCAAUGAUUGGAAGCAGAAUGGUUGAAGAUACAAGAGAUCCAAAUUUGAUAUUCUGGAUGGCUGACGUAGUGGAGAAGUGGCUGUCUUCAAAUUAA